Molecule: messenger RNA, 126 nt
Organism: Parastagonospora nodorum SN15
Lineage: Eukaryota; Fungi; Ascomycota; Dothideomycetes; Pleosporales; Phaeosphaeriaceae
Exons: 2
Coding region: 1-126 (41 amino acids)
Source: RefSeq, a predicted model, not a curated record
AUGAUUUACUGGACCAAAUACUUCCAAUACGGCGUGAAGGGCUCGCCUGUGGACAAUUGGGGCUGUGUCAUUUCACGUAUCUGUUCAUGCCCAGACUUGCUUCAAGAGACGUUCGAGGGCAAGUAG